This is a messenger RNA of Sphenostylis stenocarpa, 2013 nucleotides long. The record is from the annotation of a GenBank genome assembly. NCBI's taxonomy places the organism in Eukaryota, Viridiplantae, Streptophyta, Magnoliopsida, Fabales, Fabaceae.
AUGUUGUUGCGGACCAGUGGAAUAAUCGGGAUGAAUUCUGUAAUGGAUGACAUGGCUUUGAUUCAGCAAAGCCAAAGACAUAACUUGGUUGUGAGAGAGCUUGGUGAGGAGAUUGAUUUAGAAAUUGGACCUGGGGAGGAUGACCCUUCAUUUGGUAACGCUACUUUAAUUGGUGCACCAAUGCGGGAAUCUUCCACAGAAGAACAUGGUGAGAGCAAGCAGAUGGGGAUGGUUUCUCAGCUUUCUAAUGAUGCUCAAGAUAUGUCCAAGAACCAACAGGUGAAAAGGAAGAAAAAGGUUGUUAAAAGAUGGAGAGAAGAAUGGGCAGACACCUAUAAAUGGGCUUUCGUUGACACGAAAGAUGGGACACAUAGGAUUUUCUGCUCUGUCUGCAGGGAGUAUGGCCGGAAACAUAGAAGAAAUCCAUAUGGGAAUGAGGGAAGUCGGAAUAUGCAAAUGAGUGCCCUGGAAGAACACAAUAAUAGUUUGCUUCACAAAGAGGCUCUUCGUCUUCAAAUGGCCUCCAAAGAUAAAAUUGUGGUCAACAAGCCUGUUUAUGUAAAAGUGGGAUCAAUACUUGAAGCUACGCUAAAAAGGGACCCUCAUGAGGUUGAAUUCAUUCAGUCAGUCCAGGAGGCAGUUCAAGCCCUUGAAAGAGUGAUAGCAAAAAAUUCUCGUUAUGUUAACAUCAUGGAGCGCUUGUUGGAACCUGAACGAAUGAUUGUUUUUCGAGUUUCAUGGGUGGAUGAUAGGGGUCAGACACAUGUAAAUCGGGGAUUUAGGGUACAAUUUAACCAGUCAAUGGGUCCAUGUAGGGGUGGUAUUCGUUUUCAUCCGUCAAUGAACUUAAGUAUUGCCAAGUUCCUUGGUUUUGAACAGACUUUAAAGAAUGCCUUAUCACCAUACAAAUUAGGAGGAGCAGCUGGAGGAAGUGAUUUUGAUCCCAAAGGAAAAAGUGAUAAUGAGAUUAUGAGAUUUUGCCAAAGUUUCAUGAGUGAGAUGUAUCGCUACCUGGGGCCUGACAAGGACCUUCCAUCAGAGGAAAUGGGUGUUGGUACUCGAGAAAUGGGGUAUCUUUUUGGACAGUAUAGACGUCUAGCUGGUCAUUUUCAGGUAAUAACAAAGAUGAGACCCAACAGCGUUGCAGGCAAAGAGCAUCUUGAUUUGUGGAAAACAUGUUCAUUUAUGGUAACUCACAUCUUGGAUGGCAGUUCUGGUGUUGUUUCUGGAAGUUUUACAGGGCCAAGGAUAUUUUGGUCUGGCUCCAGUCUUCGACCUGAAGCUACUGGCUAUGGACUGGUUUUCUUUGCCCAGCUCAUGCUUGCUGACAUGAAUAAAGAACUUAAAGGAUUAAGAUGUGUUGUGAGCGGCUCUGGAAAGAUUGCAAUGCAUGUUUUAGACAAGCUAAUUGCUUAUGGUGCUCUUCCCAUUUCAGUAUCAGAUUCCAGAGGGUAUUUGGUUGAUGAGGAUGGAUUUGACUACAUGAAAAUGUCAUUUCUAAGAGACAUCAAAGCUCAGCAAAGAAGCUUGCGAGACUAUUCAAAAACCUAUGCUCGGUCCAAAUAUUAUGAUGAAGCAAAACCGUGGAAUGAAAGGUGUGAUGUUGCAUUUGCUUGUGCUACACAUAAUGAAAUUGAUCAAUCUGAUGCCAUUAAUUUGGUUAAUUCAGGUUGUCGUAUACUAGUUGAAGGUUCAAACAUGCCUUGUACCCCUGAAGCAGUUCAGAUUUUCAGAAAAGCUAGUGUUCUCAUUGCUCCUGCAAUGGCUGCUGGUGCUGGAGGGGUUGUUGCUGGAGAACUUGAACUGAAUCAUGAAUGCAGUUUGAUGCACUGGUCACCGGAGGACUUUGAAUCUAAAUUGCAGGAAGCAAUGAAACAGACUUAUCAGAGAGCUAUCAAAGCUGCAACUGAUUUUGAUUAUCAAAAAGAAAGUCCUGAGGCUCUGGUGCAUGGAGCAGUCAUUUCUGCCUUUCUAACCAUUGCUCAAGCCAUGACUGAUCAAGGUUCUAUUUAG